AUGCUGAUUAUACUGCUUUGCAUUUUGGGUUCCACCAGUGCCUGGUACGAAACCAGCCCUUGGAGUACCUCCACCCGACGGUAUUACGCCACCCCCCAAGACCAACAAGCGCAACGGCAGUGGACCGAACCGUACUUCGAUCUGAGCGUUUCCCGCAACGUAACGGUGCGGGAAGGUGAAACGGCAUUCCUUACCUGUCGGGUGGAAAAUCUGGCCAAGUACAGCAUCUCCUGGGUGCGGCACCACGAUCUGCACAUACUGGCCAUCAACGCGGACACGUUCACGUCGGACGAGCGGUUCCAAGCGCUGUACAACGACCAGACCGAGGAGUGGACGCUCAAGAUAAGGCGAACGCGCCGGAAGGACACCGGUAUCUACGAAUGCCAGAUAUCUACCAUGCCGGUGAAGAGUUUGCAGCUGUAUCUGAUUGUUCUCGAUGAAUCGCAGCUAGUCAGACGACAGGACGACAUACUUUACGACAUUCCGCCAUCCUCCGGCGAGCAUUCGGAGGGUCAAAAGGCGGUGGACGCCCACAAUCGGAUGUACGCGGAUCGUGUCAAUGAUUAUCUCUUUCUAGCGACCACCACACAAAUCCUCGAGGGUACGAUCGUGUACGGUUACAAAGGACAAAACGUCAAUCUCACCUGCAUCGUCAAUCACAACUACGACCGGCGACCGAGCCACAUCGUGUGGUACCAUCAAAAGGACAUCGUUGCCUACGAGUCGCUGCGGAAGCGUGGACGAUCCUCCCUGAACAGCAUCACCUCGCACCAUCUGAUACGGAACGCGGAGUUCGAUGACGCUGGAAACUACACCUGCGCCCCGGAGCUGUAUGCCAGCGCCAGCACCAUUGUGCACAUCCUAGACGGUGAAGAAGCACAAGAGUCCAACAGCGCCAACCGUAGACGGGUAAAUGUCGGGACGAUUUUGCUUUGCGGAACGGUUGUCGUACUGAGCGUACUGUACAACCAUCGCGAUAGGAUGAGUUAA
Molecule: messenger RNA, 990 nt
Organism: Anopheles marshallii
Lineage: Eukaryota; Metazoa; Arthropoda; Insecta; Diptera; Culicidae
Exons: 6
Coding region: 1-990 (329 amino acids)
Biological process (GO): synapse organization
Cellular component (GO): neuron projection membrane
Source: RefSeq, a predicted model, not a curated record